AUGGAUGCAAUAGAUAAUUGUGAAGCGAAUUCUGAAGUUCCCUUGCGCCGAAGCAAACGUGGAAAAGGCCGUGGAACUAGUAACCCUAACUCAGCCACGUCUGGUGCUAAUGCUAUUGUCUCUACGGACGAACGUGUCGCAUCUUGUGUUGUGGGCGGUGUCGAAUACCACACAGGGGACUUUGUAUACUACGAGGAAGCCGAUUUUGAGUACUACACCAUUGGGUUGAUUGAAGAAAUCAAAUUCUCACGACGAGACAAGUUCAUGGUUUCCGUCAAAUGCUUUUACCGCACGCACGAUAUUCCAGAGUGCGCCAAGCAGUCCGUGUUGGAACGGGAAUUAUUCCACUCUCCAUCCAACGCCAAACUGAAACAUGAGGUUUUGUCCCGCGAGUUGUUCGUGUCCGAAGUGCAGGAGACACUGGCUUCCAAACAGCUACGCGGUCACUGCAAGGUCACUCAUCUGUCGGAUUUGCGCACUGCGCUGAACACCUUCUGCCCGGAUGAGGAGGAUAACUUCUUCUACGUUUUCGCUUACAACCCUGAGAGCAAAAGGCUUAUGCAUACGCGUGCGGAAAUUCGGAUUGGGGACGCUUUUCAAGCGGUGAUACCCAAUUUUCGACAUCCCGCACCUGCACACUACCGGCAUGUGUACUCGCGCUGUCGGUUUCGUUGUCGGAAACACGGUCACCUUCGGCAUCGUUACCAUCGAUGGUGUUCAACGUAUUUGGCUUCACGUGACAAACGGGAUGGCCGCAGUUUGAGCUCGAGAAAAUCCGAGGACAAAAAGGACCCGCAACUCGCUGCAGAAUCCCUCGACCUACCUCCCAACAAGUCACCAAAUCCUCUCCUGGUUUCUACUGCCCAGCCCGCUGAAUGUGGCUCCCAUCCCUGUUCAGCCAGUCCAUACGCGAAAACCAAAUCCACUGACAACGCAGUAGAAAUAGAUGGCCUCAAAUCACCUCCGACGUUGGAGAUUUUCGGUUCUACCGCCAGUGUGGCUGGUUCUCCGAGCGGCGGCUGCUCUCAUAUUCGUCGUUGGCGCGGUCACGGGUGCCCGAGUCUGAUUGACCCAAUCACUCAGAGACGAUUACAUCGUCAUCGAUGCAAUCGACGUUGGGAGACUAUCGUUUGGUGCCCGCAAGGGCUGGCCAAUUCACUCACGGGCGCAAAUAAUUGGAACGCGAUUGACGUCGAUUUUUUGGCCAACGGGGACUUGGCCGGUGAACCUCUGAAGACCUAUUUGGAUGCUGUACGUUCUAUGGUGGCUUUCUUCGGCUUUGGUGGGGCGGAUGAUGAUCUAGCAUCAGCAGAGAACGGCCUGGUCUUGGCCAAUCUCGCUUCCACCACUCAACAUGCCUACGAUACGCUCCACAAGGCACAUUAUUCAUUGAAGCUUGCAUUGAAAAACAUAUCCUACAAUCCUAUUCCAUCUAAGAACACUCCACGUCACUGGACGGCCGAUCAGGUUCGCUUAUUUGCCCACGCUUUGCGAAUCCGUGGCAAGAACUUUCACGCUAUCCAACGCGAUUUCUUCGGUGGCCGUUUGUGUGAUACUGCUGUGAACUCGUCCAACAACGUGCUUCAUCCUCUCGGUACUGGCCGCACGCGUGGGAGAGGUCGUCGCAAGGCGAUCAGCGGAUCUAACUCCAAGUCGGUUAAGCCGGAAGAGGAUCAAGUGGACGUGAAACCAGAGAACGACAUGAAGCCGCUGGAGUCCACUCAGCAUACGCUUCCAACUGAUGAGAAACUCUCUAAAGAUGCCACUUCCGACACUUCUAAGUACGUGACCCAUCCAGAGCCUAUCAAAACAGUAAAGGAACUGAUUGCUUUCUACUACUACUGGAAGCGAAAAGGUGCCACUCUUGGUUCCGGGUCUGGCACAGGCACACAGAGCGGGUUAACCAAUGCGGCAGCCGUCAACUUCUCAGCCGCAGUGGCUGCUGCUGCUGCCUCAAACUGUUCGUUGAGCACGAACACGGUGGCGAUCAACGGGUCGGAUGGUCUGAAACCGAGCGCCAUUUUGCAGCAGCAGCAGCAACAGCCUCUCCAGCAACCGCAUCAGCCAUGGACUGGUACCGCGAAAAAGCGGAAGCAAAAUAGCAAAGGAAAUGCCCUGCGUGCGUCAACGCCUACAAGUGAGAUCUCCGAGUCUGCGGACGCUAGCCCUCCUGAUUCUGACGGCGACGACCCCAUGGAUUGCAACGACGCAAAAAUCGCCGAUGAUGCAGAUUUUGUGUCUGUCAAAUCGGGCCCUACGGUAGCAGUUUCUAGCGGGACCACGAGUGACUCGAACGCAGCCGAAAUCCCUCCAUCUGGCCGCUUACGCCGUCGCCUCUGUCGCAAUUGUAGCAAAGAUCUGUCCUUGUCCAACGAAGCCGCCCAUCUGACUGGGGUGGGACAGCUCCGUUUUCUUUGCCACGGAUGUCGAAUUCAUUUACAGAAGUACGGGGAGCUGAAAUUCACGUCGAGCGGCGAACUGCAACCGGCAGACGAUGAAUCCGCCCCCACUCACUCACUCAUGGAAACGGCUGGCAUCGAUGCUGUCAAGCCUGACCAUCACCCGAGUUCCCCCCGUCCUUCUUCCUGGAACUGUGAGAAGACACAGGCAUCCCCAUUGUCUACCCCCGACUGCUGCAUCCCCUGGCAUCACACUUGUCGGUCCCCCUGUCUUGGCUCUCCUUGCUCCUACAAAUCUCGGCACUCUUCAUCUGUUUACUCCGGUGCUCCGGAUUCAGAGCUCUACUCCUCUUCAUCAUCCCCACCCUCUUCUGCAUCUUCCUCUCGCUCGAUUUCCUCUUUGGAAUCUGUCUCCGACACGUGUAGCUCUGAUUCCGACCGAAGUCCGCCGCCUAACGCCAUCGAAUCCCGGGGCUCCAAAUCUGGAUAUCCUGCUGAGCACCUGUACAGGCGACGGGGUACCAAGCGCCGACGCCUCCAAAAGAUAUCUGAUUCUCCUAACCACCUCUCGCUCAUGGACCAGACGAUCCCUUGCUCUCUUCCUUCUCCUCUGCCUGCUGACGAGCUUAUUGCAGCUGCCAAAUCACUCGACCCACUGGAGAAUGAUUCAUCGCCUCGGUUUAUAGCUGAGGUUAGUCCCACGAUUUCCGUUCAGUGUGUUCCUGGAAGUCAUCAAGCACUGUCAACCAAAUCGGUGCCUCACAUUGAAUCAGGUCGAAGCCCCCUUGAAGAAAUUGCACUCGAUCAACCUGACUCGCAUCCUUCUCUUAGAGCUCCCUCUCCAAUCGAUCAUGAUACGCAGGCGCCGUCGGUGACCCCAAUUCUUCCUCCGCUAUCACACCCUGUCCCACAGGAUGAGAAUGACGCGAUAGGCAGUGAUGUUGACGAUGAAGUUGAUGCAUGCUUGCAGAUGUCGCCACAGUCACCUGUCCCCUGUAUGAAGGAGGUUCACCAGUCCACAUGGUCUCACCUUUUUCGCACAUGGGACAGAUCGGUUCGACUUGUAUUGUCCCGAGAUUCGACGCCUCGUGUGGUUUAUAAUGCCGGAAGUUGCUCUCGCACCGACUUGAUCUAUGAAGGCCGUAGGAACUCUUUAUCCGAACUGGCUGAGGCUCGCCGAAUGCUUUAUGCUCUACACACAGACACCGCAGUCGGUCCUGGCACUGCGGUUGUGGACAGUGGGAUCCAUGCUUCGUGUGCCGGUUCGUCUCCCCGGGAUACACAGGAUAUUAUUCCGCGUUUCACCGAUGAUCUUCCAUCUAUUACCACUUGUAUGAGUUCUCCGGUGCUUACGUCCGUUGCUUCAGAAACCGCUGCAUUAAAUCUCAGCUCCCGUUCGGUACAUUCCCGUUCUCCUGGCCUUUUUCACUCCCACAAUCGAUUGACCACCUCCAGCUGUGUACCCGUUGCGCCGACAUGUUCUCAUCAACAGGCGUCGCAGGUCAACAUGCGGGCUGUAACUCCAAGAGCUACCCCAACUCAGUCUCUCAUUACCAGCACUCAAUCCUAUGACCCAUCUCCUACGCAACAACAACUUCAAGCAGCAUACGAACACGCCAUGCUGCUCGCCACUGCUGCUGCAGCCGCAGCCGCACAGCACCCUCAUGCACCUUACCAUUCCCAAGUUCAGCAGCAGCAGCAGCAGCAGCGCGAUGCGAUGCAUCAACCGCACAAUCGUUCCUCCACUUCCCAUUCUUCGAGGAGUAACACUCCAGCCGUCUGUGGUCCCGGGAGCAAACCAAACCACACAAACGCUACCCAGUUAUCUGCCCGAGUAGGUGCCGCGUCGGGCACAUUUUAUCCACCAAUGCUCGGCACCUCCGGACGGAACUUGUCCUCUCCUCCUGCGUUUCAUGGUCGGAUACAGACCUCUACGCCACAUACACCCCACCCUUUCUCUCCCAUGCCUCAGAUACAGCAGUGGCCGAAUUCAUCGGUUGCUGGCGGCGGGCAUGGUGUCGCGCAGCAUAUUCCCCAGCACACUGGGCAUCCUGCUUCUUCCGUUCCGGCUCUCGCCAAUCCAUCUGCUACCGCGGAGGCUUUGUGGCGAAACCCAGAAUUUAUUCAACGCCAAAUGGCCCUCAUGGGAUUGUUGCCUCAAACGACAUUACCAGAGCAGUUCCUUUUCAACAACGCUAUGGAUCCGCGCGACGCAGAGUCCCUGCGUCGAAUGAUGGUAGAGAAAGUGACCAAUCAUUUACGUCAACCCUCAUCCUCUGACCACUUUGGCUCGGUUGAUCAGCACCAAGAAUUCCUGGCGUUGGCUGCAGCAACCGAAAUGCUCAUGCGUGGCCGUGCUGCGGCCGCCUCAGGUCCCACCAAUAAUGACCUCACAGGAUUUAUGCCAAAUACGUUGCUAUAUCAAACAUGCACGGGAGUCAAUUCUGGAGCACUUACCUCAGCUGUGAACAGUAUUAAUACUCGUCCGACGCCUUCUGUGCAAUCUCCCCAUUUUCGCCAUCCCUCCUGUAUGGCCACCCAACCACACACGUCCACACUUCCACGUCACUCGUACGGACCGAAUCAACAACACACACCCGACCCGGCGGUACCCUUUUCUUUCCACCCUGGAUUUCAUCUGUCGCCACCGACGGCACAUUCCAACUCGUCCUCCCCGCUUCCUCGCACGGCCGCAGCACCAGGACCAUCUGCAUUGAAUUACAUGUCGUUGUUGAACAAUAACGUCCAGACCACUUCACAUGCGAAAAAUGCAUCUCUGCACCACAGUACUACAGCGCCUGUCACCAGUCAGCCUCUUGGACCGGCCACCAGUACCACUCCUGCCUACACUAGUCGCUCUUCAUCCACUGGCACGCCUACCGUGCAACAGGUACAAGAACAAAUGAUGAACGCGGCCAAGUUGGCUAUGCUGGCCGCCAACGCUCAGUCCGAUCCGAACAAGGCUUUUGCUUUCGCGGCCGUUCUGGCCGAAAUGGCCGCACAGGAUAAGCUCCAAACACAAUCCGGUUCAUUCAACCACCUAAUGUCUCAGCUAGCGAUGCCACAACCCGUAUCCUUGCAACAACUACAACAACAGCAAUCUAAGCCCACUUUGCCUUCCAACAUGUUCGAUUAUCUGCAUCAAGUAACUGGCGGGUUACACAAUGAAAGCACUGGGUCUAUGUCCCCAUUUGUCACGGAUCGCCGCCGUUCCGGUACCCUCGGUGGACUUCUCUCUGGCCCUAUUUCACCUUCUCUGAUCCAAUCACCAAUUGCUAUGACCUCGGGCAGACCAUCAAUUGCAAGCACGACCUCUCAGAGCCAUUCUCGUCACUUGUCUACCCCAACCAGCACCGUUCCCCCGCGAUGUCCCCCGUCUUCUCUCGGUGGUCUGGUCUCGAACCUGCCUGUGUUCAACCCGGGAGCCAACGCCUCCUCCCCGUCAUCACAAUUUACCCAAUUUAAUCAAUUAGCACAUUCGGCCGGCCUGACGUCCGCUUUGCCGUUGCACGACCCUGCCGUGCUGAAUGCCUUCGCUCUCGCUGCUGCGGCCGCUUACGCCGCCGGCCCACAACAAACGGAUGCAGCUCAUUCUGCCCUUUUGAGUGGUUUCGUUCCGGAAGAUCACCAUCACCAUCACCUCGAUCGAAGUCGCCUUCCAGGCUCAAUGCCCACUCUUACUGGACAUCGUCCAAUGAGUCUUCAACAACAACAGGCCGCUGCAGUGGCUGCGUUCGCCGCGUUGCCCCAUAUGAAUCUGGGACCCCGGUUACCUCCUUCACAUCGGUGACACUUUGAAGCGUACGAUGAUUUCUUCCCCAAAUGUAUUACUUAUCGAGCUACCUGACUGACCACACCAUUUGAUGACUCUCUUCCCAGUAGCUAUUCUUCUUUUGGAUGUAACAAAGGAUGGUCUUUUUCCUUUCUACCAGACAGAGUCACUGUGGGAGUUCAUCAACAGUCUUGGAAACUUGCAUUUAUCUUUGCCUUUUCAAUCAGUCCGUUAUUCCGUCGAAUACUUUGGUUAUUACCGUUUGCCAGCACCAUAUUCAUCCUGUUUGCACGGCUUAUUCCUCGCACACAUUCAAGUGUUUGUCACCUGUUGUAAUUUCAGACCCACUGAUCAUGAAUUUCUGUGUGUUCUUCUC
Molecule: messenger RNA, 6547 nt
Organism: Dicrocoelium dendriticum
Lineage: Eukaryota; Metazoa; Platyhelminthes; Trematoda; Plagiorchiida; Dicrocoeliidae
Source: the annotation of a GenBank genome assembly